AGCAGAUGCUUUAAGUUCCAUACCAUCAUUGUAGUUGUCUUAUAAUGGAUUCCAAAAGGUCAUCUAUAAGUAAUAAGAAAAGGCAUUCUUCUAGUAGGAAUGAGGAAUCUUUGAAGAAGUUUCAUUCAAAAUGCAGGGAUGUUGAUGAUACUGCUGAAGUCUCCAAGCCAAAAUUCUUGCCUCUUAUAAGCCGAGGUAACAGGAAAAAAAUGUAUCUGAAACUGAAUGAGAUCAAAUCCAGAGAGCAAGAAAGGAAUUCUAAAUCAAGUUUUCCUGGAAUUUCCCCUCUGAAAAUAUCUCAGGAUGUCACCUUGUGCAAAAGUCUAGUCACCAGUGGUCCUUCUGAUGUGAAAGAUGAUGCAAAUCGAUCUGAUUCUCUGAUGUCUUUGGAUUUAUCCUACAAAUCUCAAGAAGAAGAUGACUCUUCAGAUAUCACCAAGUUGCCCAAAAUUCCUGUACAUUCUGAUUCCGCUGAACAUUCAUUUCUCCAGACAAGUGCAAUGAACACGUCUAGUAAUUUUGAUCAGCUUUACAUGAGUGAGGCAAGCUUCUUCGUGGAUGUCACUCAACCUCCACCAUUUUUUGUGCCUCUGACAAAGUCUUCGACUGACCCUGAGAAAGAAGCUCUCUCUGCCAGUGCUACCUGGAGCUUUGAUGAAGCUAGCUAUUCUGGCACUAGUUUAAAUAACAUUGACUCAAGAGUCUGGUCUUCAUCAACUAACUAUCAGAAGGAAGUUCAAGAGAAUACAGGAAAAUCUCUUCAUUACGAGUCACCAAUAUGUUUUUCUGAGAUCCCAUUACCUCCAGAUAUCUCUUUAAAAAGUCCUGUGCAUAUUUCUGAAUUGUCCAAGAAGAAAAGUUUAGAAACUCGAUCUCCAAAUACUGUAGCUCUGGCUUCACUUCCUGAAUUUCAUGCCAACAACUAUAAAACUCUUGACAAGGUUAUUUCUCCUAGAAAAUUAAACUUUAAUAGAAAAGACAAACUUUCUAAGUCAAUUGCUGGUAUAAUAGAUGGUAAAAAAUCCUUCUGGGACAAGUGGAACCCUGUUACUUCAGAAAGCAAGUCUCACCCUAAAGUAAGACUCCCAUUCUUGUCUCGGAAUAAUACAAGAAUUAAUAUGCAAGAAAAAGUUUCUCCUGCUGCCCUGGGUAUGCAGCUCAAGAUUUCCAGCUUUGCCAAAGCCCAACCAUAUCAGGAAAAAAGUAGUGAAUGGAUCAAUGAAUCCUCAGCUGAUAGGACUCCAGUAAAAUCUUCUAUGGUGUCUGCUGGAGCUGGUCAUUGUCUUACGAAAUCGUGUCCGCCUCUGCCAGGCUGUUCUACUAACGACAAGAGUUCAAAGGGAUUUGAUCACCACACCCAAUUCAAAAGUUGGUCUCAAGUGGACCUAAGAGCUGGCGCUCAUCGCCACCAGCAGUCUGUGAACGUCUCUCACAAGACGCCGCUUGAAUCCAAUGCAAAGCAUAGUUUUGCCUUCAGUUUGGGCCAAUUCUUACAACGCAAACGCGCCAAUCAGACCGCCUCGUUUGACGGCAGUGACAUGAACUCCUCCUCAGACACAGCGUCUGACAUGGCAUCGCCUGGUAUGAACACGUCACAUAGCAGAUCUGUGCAAGACUUUACAUCGCUAUCAAAGGAAGUUUAUUCUGUUGGCUUCAUUGAUACUCAUUGUCACUUAGACUUCCUGUUCAAUAAGGUGAACCACUCUGGCAACUUGUCUGAUUUUAAAAUCGUGAUGGAGAAGAAAAGCAUUGAAGAGCUGAAGUUUCCUGCUUCUUACGAGGGCUGCAUUGCUGUGUUUUGUCAACCUGACUCCUUUCACAAGACGAUGUGGUACAAGCGUCUGCUGCAGGACGACCAGGUGUGGGGAGCGUUUGGCUGUCACCCGCACUUCAGCAACCACUUCAGGGAGCACGAGAUGCACCACCUCAAACAGGCGCUCGCUCACCCCAAAGUCGUCGCCCUCGGAGAGAUCGGCCUCGACUACUCUCAUAAGAACAACGUGGACGUGGAGGUGCAGCAGGCCGCUCUGAAGAUGCAGCUCGCCAUCGCCGUGGAGUUGAAGAAGCCGCUCGUGAUACACUGCCGCGACGCCCACGACGACACUCUGCAGAUCCUCAAGCAGCACGUGCCGGCCGACACUCCGAUGCACCGUCACUGCUUCACAGACACUUGGGACGAAGCUUACGAGUGGCUGCAGGCGUUCCCCAACUGCUUCAUCGGCUUCACGAACAUCAUCAGUCUUAGGAAUCGCCGAGGCAAACUGCUUGGUGACGUGGUAAGGAAGAUGCCUCUGAACCGUCUACUUCUUGAGACGGACGCUCCCUUCUUCACUCCAGACUGCGUGCGGGAACAAGGCGAGUGUAACGCCCAUCCUGGCUACGCCUUGCACGUCGCUGUCGAGAUCGCGCGGCUCCGAGGAGUGUCCGUGGACGACAUCCUCGUCGCUACCAGACGCAACACCAGGGAGCUCUAUGGCAUUUAAGCUACCGUUGUGGCUUAUGAAUGGCACCAGGCGCAAUACCAGGGAGCUCUACGACAUUUAAGCAAACCUUGUGGCAUAUGAAUGGCACCAGUCGCAAUACUAGGGAUCCCCAUGGAAAAUAAGCUACCUUUAUUGCUUAUGAAUGGCACCAGGCAGCACUAUGGCCUAUAAGCUACUUUUGUGGCUUUUGAAUAACAUCGACCUCAUGGCAAAAUAUUAGUCGCUUUAGUGCUUCAUGUCUGUCAGAACACCGGCAUAUUUCGUCACUCAACACGAUUGCUCGAAUGACUAAUGACAUGCUUUAGUAAAAACGGUGGACCUCCUAGUUAGCAUAUUGGAAUUACCUAACGUCAAAGGAAUUUACCCCGCAGUUUUUUUUAUUUUUUUUGUAACAUUUUUCGUUUGUUUAUACUCGUAUUUUCUGUCAGCCAUCAAUACAUAGGUAAUUUUUUUGAAACGAGUCAUUGGACUUUUACAAAAUGUAUCAAAUUCGGAGAAUAAAAAGACGUUUGUCGCUUCUGGCAAUUACCACAAGUACCAAACGUAGUAACGUGUGACGACAUAUUGUGUCUCGCGAAAUUACAACCAGCCUCGUGAACGUAUGGAACUUGUUGAUACUUUUUUCUUUUUGUCGCUUUCCUCGCCUGUUCUGUUUCUAUGCUUCUGCUGGUAAAUGAGUUGUUGAUUUGUUCUUUACAUACAAGAUGCUUUUUGAGCUGGUAAAUCACACCAGUGUAAGGGUCCCUACAAUAGGCACUUCAUAAGGAAGGGACUUUCAUAUAUUAAGAGUACCCACGAUUUAAUGCGUGAUGACAUCUUGGUAAUUGGCUGCAAGGGAAAAAGUGACGCAAUGAAAGUACUUUCAGCCUUCCAACUUUCGUUAUUGCAGGCUGUUAAUCUAAUGUAAUCACUCUUUUUCACUAAUGUUUUAUGUGUGCAAUUUUUUUUCUUUUGAAGCACUCUGUAUGAAGAUAGUCUGCAAAGGAUAAACAAAGGUCCAACAUAAUUAGCAAUUCAUUUUUCUCUAAACGUAAGGUCACGAAAAAUUAUAAACAGAUCGAAAAGUUACGUCAAGCUAUAUUAUUAGUAGGUACUCGACUAUAUGAUUAAUAUUUGGAAGUAAUAAUUCUUAUAGACAAUGGUAGAAUAGUAUUGUAUUAUAGUGGAAAAAGGCAUAACUCUGUGUAGUGAUUGAGACAAGUCACGGGUCUUACUAGGCGUGACAUGUUUUUUACAUGUCAUCAUGACAUCGUUUCUGUUGGGUAAGAUUGCGAGUUAUGCUAACAUAAAGCGACGUAAGGCACUUUUCUCGUAUGAAUAAAAUAUACAUUGACUCGAAAGAGUUUAUUAAAGUUGCCAGAGGUAGCAGCUACAUUAACAUGUGCAAUGAAGUUGAGCGCCAUGUGCAAGGCCGUCAAUAAAAUAAAAUAGUCU
Messenger RNA from Hyalella azteca, 3917 nucleotides. RefSeq lists its product as uncharacterized. The record is from RefSeq and is a predicted model, not a curated record. Gene Ontology annotation, molecular function: hydrolase activity, acting on ester bonds. The transcript is spliced from 8 exons. The coding region runs from base 45 to 2483 and encodes 812 amino acids. Lineage: Eukaryota; Metazoa; Arthropoda; Malacostraca; Amphipoda; Hyalellidae.